This is a messenger RNA of Linum tenue, 2733 nucleotides long. The record is from the annotation of a GenBank genome assembly. Lineage: Eukaryota; Viridiplantae; Streptophyta; Magnoliopsida; Malpighiales; Linaceae.
CCCGUGGCUCACAAAAUUAGACUUAAAAACCCUUCUCUGCAGGCAUUUGAGCUUUGCCUAAAACCCUGCCAGUCCGAUUUAAUUUGCGGCCGAGCUUGAAACGAAACACCCAGCCUCCACCUUCUAAACUACACAUUUCAUCUCCCAUCUUAAACCCUAAACCCUCCGCCGCAGCCGUUCUACCUCCGUCGCCUCCAUGGCCGUAGCCGCUCUUCUUCGUCGCUCUCUCCGAGGGGCCACCACCGCUGCUCAGCUCUCUGGUUACAGAUCGGCUGCUGCUGGUAGCUCGAGGCCGUCGUGGUCUUUGUCCAGAGGUUUCAGUUCAAAUCCCGCUGGAAAUGAUGUUAUCGGGAUUGAUUUGGGGACGACAAACUCUUGUGUGGCGGUCAUGGAAGGGAAGACACCCAAAGUCAUUGAGAAUGCUGAAGGAGCGAGGACCACCCCUUCGGUUGUCGCCUUCAAUCAGAAGGGCGAGUUGCUUGUCGGCACCCCAGCGAAGCGACAGGCUGUGACAAACCCUACGAACACUGUCUUUGGCACCAAACGUUUGAUCGGGAGGAGAUUUGGGGAUGCCCAGACUCAAAAGGAAAUGAAGAUGGUCCCAUACAAGAUAGUGAAGGCUCCAAACGGUGAUGCUUGGGUUGAGGCUAAUGGGCAGCAGUACUCCCCUAGCCAAAUUGGGGCAUUCGUUCUCACGAAAAUGAAGGAGACUGCGGAAGCAUACCUCCAAAAGGGAGUUUCGAAGGCCGUGGUGACAGUCCCAGCGUAUUUCAAUGAUGCUCAGAGGCAGGCAACGAAGGAUGCUGGAAGAAUCGCUGGCCUGGAUGUACAGAGGAUUAUCAACGAGCCUACUGCAGCUGCACUUUCCUAUGGAAUGAACAACAAGGAGGGGCUUAUUGCUGUGUUUGACCUUGGAGGCGGAACCUUUGAUGUCUCCAUCUUGGAGAUCUCCAGCGGUGUUUUUGAGGUUAAAGCUACCAAUGGUGACACUUUCUUGGGAGGCGAGGACUUUGAUAAUGCUCUGUUGGACUACUUGGUGAAUGAAUUCAAGAAGACAGAGAACAUUGACCUUACCAAGGACAGACUUGCGCUGCAGAGGCUCCGGGAGGCGGCGGAGAAGGCCAAGAUUGAACUGUCAUCAACAAGCCAAACUGAUAUCAACUUGCCUUUUAUCACAGCAGACGCUUCAGGUGCAAAACAUCUGAAUAUUACAUUGACCCGUUCAAAGUUCGAGAGCCUAGUGAAUCACUUGAUUGAAAGGACCAAGGAGCCAUGCAAGAACUGCUUGAAGGAUGCUGGCAUUGCAACUAAGGAUGUGGAUGAGGUGCUGCUUGUAGGAGGCAUGACUCGCGUGCCUAAGGUUCAGGAAAUAGUUUCGAACAUCUUUGGGAAGAGUCCUAGUAAGGGAGUGAACCCAGAUGAAGCAGUUGCCAUGGGAGCUGCUAUUCAGGGUGGCAUUCUCAGGGGAGAUGUUAAGGAGUUGCUUCUCUUGGAUGUCACACCACUGUCUCUUGGUAUUGAGACAUUGGGUGGCAUUUUUACUCGUUUGAUUAGCAGGAACACCACCAUUCCUACCAAGAAGAGCCAGGUGUUCUCAACUGCUGCUGACAAUCAGACUCAAGUCGGGAUCAAGGUUCUCCAGGGAGAGCGUGAGAUGGCAUCCGAUAACAAGAUGCUAGGAGAGUUUGAGUUGACGGGUAUCCCACCAGCACCUAGGGGAUUGCCUCAAAUCGAAGUGGCUUUUGAUAUAGAUGCCAAUGGUAUCGUCACUGUAUCUGCAAAGGACAAGGCGUCCGGGAAGGAGCAGCAGAUCACAAUCAGGUCAUCAGGAGGGUUAUCAGAGGAUGAGAUUGAGAAGAUGGUGAGGGAGGCUGAGCAGUUUGCUCAGAAGGACCAAGAGAGGAAGGCCUUGAUUGAUGUGAGAAACUCUGCCGAUACCACCGCCUACAGCAUCGAGAAGAGCCUGAAUGAGUACAAGGACAAGGUUCCCUCGGAAGUGGUGAAGGAGAUUGAAGAUGCUGUUGCAGAUUUGAGGGCGUCAUUGUCGGGAGACAACGUGGACGAGAUCAAAUCCAAAAUUGACCUUGCAAACAAGGCUUUGUCUAAGAUUGGGGAGCACAUGUCCAAAGGCUCUUCAGGCGGAGGCAGCGACGGUUCUUCCGGUGGUGCUCAAGGCGGCGGCGACCAGGCCCCCGAGGCAGAAUAUGAGGAGGUGAAGAAGUGAAGGAGGGUCUCUGAUUUGUUUUAGAAGUUUCACCUACUCUUACUAGGGAGAUACGGCGACGCGCGUUCAUAAAAUGAGGAUUCUGCCUUAAUUCCAUUUGGUCUAUAUUCAUUUGGGUUGUUGUGUUAGUGAUCUUUUGGACGCUGAGGAAGUCUUGUUAUUUUGCUCUUUUUGAAUUCUGUGGAGGGUUGACACUCCAGUUUAGUACAUCAGUAGUCAAAUUUUCUGCAGUGAUAGCCUGCUUCGAAUUACCUGUGUUUCAGUUUGCCAAGGAGAAGAAAGGACUAAAGGAAAAGAUGAUGAAUAACAAGCUUACUGCCUUUAGCAUUGUUGGUUUCCAAAUCCAAGACUGGGUUAUUAGUGUGCAUUAAAACUUGUAUUCAGUGAUUCUUCUAACAAGAUCACCCUUAUAAUAUAUGUGUAUAUACAUAGCAAUUCCCCGGCAAUCCGCCAUGUUUAAGAUCUAAACUGCUUCCUCGGUGAUUUUGGCCAACUGUUGAGUGUUGACC